AUGAAUUGCUCCCCAGACCGCGAACGGAUGUCAUCGGAUGAGGACUUGGUGGCCAAACUUCGCCAUCGGUAUGUAGAAUUACAUUCGAAUAACCAGUUCGAUGAUGAUGAUCAGUCGUUCUCGAGAUUGCUCGGUGAAUCUUCAGAGAAAAAAGUUCAGGAAUACCUCGAUGGGCUUGCUGAAGCUUACAGCAAAGUACAAGGACUCUCCCCAGAUCUUCGAAAUUUGUUGUGGCAAAAGUUUCUUCACAGAGUUCUUGGCGGCCGGGACUUUCUGGUGGCAUUUUACCAAGUCAAACAAGGUAGCGACUUUGACCAGCAACUUAUCAAGCUCGCGUUCUUCCAUCAAUAUCCACGUUGGGCUCAACAAGAAAACGUUGACGAGAAACGGAUGCUCGAGGCACUCGUCGCAGGCUCUGUUGCCGCAGGAGAGGAACUUCUUACUGCCGUAGUAACUGACUCCGAGCAUGUCAAGAUUGUCCAAGCUGGUUUCAAACACGAUUACUUAAGGCAUGAGACUGUUGCGCUACCGAUUCUCAAACGCAUCAGCAAAGCUGCUGAAGAAUGGUCUACAGAUCAUCUCGUCCCACUUACCUCCUUGGUUGGUCCGAGUAUGAUUGGAAAGACCCGCUUACUCCAACAACUUUCGAAAAGCAUAUGUGUUAUUUACCUCUGCCUGCGCCCACUUGGUUCGACUGGGCUACCCCCGAGGUCUAAGCUUGCUGAUGAGCUAACUCCUGCCAAGACGACAGCUCCUGAAUUAGAACUACACUAUACACGACUUCUGGCUGCUAUUUUCGACGUGGUAGCAGAAUUCUUCUCCAAACAACUAGCCCCACAUAGCGAAGAGGAACGACUACAGCAAUGGUUUGACUUUAAUGAUAAAUCUGGGAACAAGUUUGCAUCUAGAGUUGUUGAGAGACUAAAACAGAUUGCGCACAACCAGCGUGAAGCUUCUGAAUCACUCCAGACCAAUUUAGAGAAACUGCACAACAAAACACGAUUUGUUGAAAACCCUCACCUCAAGGUAUUGCUGGCCAUUGAUGAAGCCAGGUUACUUGUGCAGCUAGAAACAAGUGAUCUCUCGCGGGUCACAUACUUUCAGAUUCUUCAGCGGAUUUUGUCAAAGAUACCAAGCUCAAAAGGAUUCUUUGCCAUUGUUACGGACACCACAAUCAAAGUGGCAGAUUUCAAUCCCACUCUGUACAACGAUCCCAGUCGACCACGGACAUGGGAAGAAUUGUUAUCACCGCGGCGGCUUCUCAGUUAUGGUGUCCCGUUUUUUGGAGUUUACGUUAAGGAAGCAGAGGCAAGAGGGAUGUCAAUUUCUGCAAUUGUCACAAACAUCAGAGAAAUUGCCAUUGCCAAGUUAUUAUGCAUUCCACCCACCUCAACUCUCUCUGAAGGUCAAAUGUUUGCUAUGCUGGGUUCUACCAUUCAGCCACAAAUCUAUGAAGCAGCAAGAUUGAAUUCUGAAUUGAUUUCAAGUCAUUUGGCUCACUGCUUGUACAUUUCGCCAUCUGGCAAAAGAAUCAUUAGCGGAUACCCAUCUCAGUUCCCUCUCUCCAUGGCGGCUAACUACUUCCUUGCAACCGACAACAAUAGGUUGAUCUCCUGCAUCAAGGCCCUCACUGUCAUUCUGCAACAAGGACUCAUCUCCUCGGGGAAUGCUGGGGAAUUAGCUACUCGAAUCAUCUUGUUGCGGGCGAUGCACAAAGCCAUGUCAAUUUCCACCCAGACACACAUUCCGUAUGGGUGCUCGGUCAAAUUGGUGGAUUUCUUAUACUGCUUAACUGGACUGGAAGAGGAAAACCUGGACCUCGGUAACAUAGCACCUCAGCAGAAAAAACGGCUCUUGGCUAAAGGUCGAAUCUUUUGGAACCACUUUGUGCAGAUUACUUACACACCAAAUGCGGGGGAUUUUUUGGAAUUCUUGUACCGAGGUCUGGCGAUACAAUGUAAGCCCAACCAGCCGGCAUUCGACCAACUGUUUACGAUUUACCUUGAGUCAGAUCAGCCAAACUCAGCACUCAAUCAAGACCACAUCUCAUUUUGCGGCAUACAAGCAAAGAAUGAACAAGUUGACUUUAUGAAAGAAAUCCCCAAGUGGACAGAUCAGUAUGCAGGCAUCACAAUCAACUCCAAAAACCCUUAUCUUGUCAUUAUCUUCAGCUUUAAAACCAAAUCAACUCCUCAAAAGCUACCAGAAAUUGACAAUAGAGGUUCUCUCAUCUUUCACGGCCUCAGUCAAAUCGACUGUCUGACAGAUGGAAUGUCUGAAGCCUUACAAGAACUACUAGCUGUUGACCCAGACAUUCGGGACUUCCACAACGACAAACACAUGCAAACAUUCAUUGAGACCAUUUGCCCAAUUGUUUACCCCGUGAGACGCCCUGCCUCUGAUGUUGAAUUAAAUGGUUUGGACUCUGAUAUCAAUCUGGAUGCACUUAGCAAGGCUCAAGAUUUGGACUGUCAAAUGAAUGAUUGA
This is a messenger RNA of Puccinia graminis f. sp. tritici CRL 75-36-700-3, 2487 nucleotides long. RefSeq lists its product as uncharacterized. The record is from RefSeq and is a predicted model, not a curated record. NCBI's taxonomy places the organism in Eukaryota, Fungi, Basidiomycota, Pucciniomycetes, Pucciniales, Pucciniaceae. The transcript has 3 exons. The coding region runs from base 1 to 2487 and encodes 828 amino acids.